AUGAUCUCCGCCUUGUCGAACGGGUUGUGCUCAGCAGCAGCUGCCUCUCUUCUGCUCGUGGCAUUCGUGCACGUCAUUUCAGCUGAGCCAGUACUACGGAGCGGCUACGACACGUACAGUGAAGACAUUCCUCUGGUCGGCCGGCGACUGAGUGGUGGUGGCGGUGGUGCACAUGCGGAUCACAAUAAAACCGUGCCGUUCUACUCGUUUAGCAACGCCAUUGAUACGCUGAUAUACGGAUGUGCCUUCCUUGUCGUGCUCGUCGCGGCUCACCCGCUUGGACUCUACUUCCCCAAGCUAUUUAAGCUCCCCCUCAUCACGGGGUACCUCGUCAUCGGCAUCAUUGCUGGCCCGUUCGCUACGAAUUUAAUCACCGUGGAAGCCGUCGCCUUGCUCUCGAACUACGUGAGUGCACUGGCGCUGUCGUUCAUUUCGUUCCAAGCAGGCCAAGAGAUCUACUGGCCGGAUCUGCGACCUCAACUCAAGUCCAUCAUGAUUCUUCUCGGUGCGUUGUACGUGACGGCGAUGGUCAUUCUCACGUCGGUCAUCCUUGUCGUGGAAAACUCCUUCUUCUACAAAGACCUCGUCCUCAAUUGCCAAUUGGGCAUUGCACUUAUGUUUGGGUCUAUCUCCGUGCUGGGGUCGCCGGCAACGGUCAUGGCGAUCAAGAUUGAGCUGAACAGUGUGGGUCCCUUCACAAGUCUCAUGCUGGGGGCGACUAUGAUUGCCGAGUUUGUCGUGCUCGUGUCCUUUUCGAUCUCUCGGAUCGUGUGCUCCAUCUACUGUGCUGAGCUCGAGGUCUCAAUGCUGAAUCUAGCCUAUACCAUGGGCAUUGUCAUGGCGAACAUCGUCGUGGGUGCGGUUCUCGGUGGAGUCACGAUCCUGAUCUUCAAAAUCCCGGGAAGGGAGCCACACAAGCAGGACAUUGACGCGGACACGCCCCAUGAAGUCUUGGGACGUGGCUUGUCCCUCCACGACCGGGCCGCUAGCCAAAAGAUGACCCCGGCCAACAACGAGUGUGCUUCGAUUUCGCACACUGAGCCCAGUGACACUGCUGCGUCCGCUUCGUUCUGGUCGCCCAACACGUCUUUGGCUAUGAAAGGCUUUAUCUGGCUUACCAUGGGGUACCUCUUCUACAUCUCCUCAUCCCUACUCGCUCACGCUACUGCAGCUCAAUUUGGAUUGUCGUGGGAAGUCAAGCUCGAAGCGCUGCUGGUGCUCAUGAUCGCGUCGUGUGUGGCUGGACACCACAACCCCAUUCGCCACGACAUGCACGUGAUCCUCGACACUGCUGCGCCUUACAUGUUCUUGCCGUUCUUUGUCAUGACGGGGGCGGCGUUAAAGCUGGAUCAAGUGUUGGCAGCCGUUCCACUCAUGAGUUUGUACGUCGUGCUGCGUUACGUCGCGAUCUUCAUUGCUUGCUACUUGGGUGGUCGGUUCCUGCUUAAGCUCACGCCGAUGCAGUACAACAAUCUAUGGCUGACAAUGACUCCGCAGGCCGGCGUAGCGUUGGGUUUGGCCAACGAGGUGCAGGCUAUGAGUGACGACCACUGGGCCUCGGAAUUCUCAGCGACAAUCAUUGCAGCUGUGGUGGUGAACCAGAUCAUCGGUCCCGUUUUGUGUGCGAUAGGCUUGAGUCGGGCUGGCGAGACUUUGCGAGAUCGUACAAUCGAGCAGAAUGUCCCCGGAGAGAACUGGGAGGUUGGUAGCAACAAUGGCAACAAUGAUGAACGGUUGAGCAUUAUCCCCACUCAUCGUAGCUUCAGCAGCGUUCAGGGAGGCCGAUUUAGCAAUAUCUUUGAACUUAGUCGUCGGAUGUCAGGCACCACGAUGGCGGCUGGCAACAAAGAACCGCAACCGCUGCUGCCGUUUUACAAGGUGCAAAACGCGGUUGUUAUUGGCGACGACGAAGUGGCUUUCGAGAUUGCUCUCGAACUCUCACUCUAUGGUGCACGGGUCAACGUGCCUCUCUUGGACCAAGAACGCACUAGUAAGUGGCAAAAGAUGAACGAGGCAAUCCUGCACCGUGCUGCAAAGGGAGACCUCAUCUCGUACAAGAACACACUCCAGGACCGCGAGAAUGCGCAGGCCAUGUCAGCGGCAGACGUGAUCAUUUUCACUGGUGAUUCCGACCGCACGCGCGAGAAUGUGCAAAUGUUGAAGUCGUUGCUAGGUGCAGCCCACCCGCGCAUGAUUGCAUUCGUGCCGGACUGCAAGUUCAGCAAGGAGAUGAAGGCGCAGGGAGUUUUGGCGAUCCAGCCGUCUAUUGCAUUGGCGAACAUUGCGACACGGAUGGCGCUCCUGGAACCGAAGAUGGCGGAGGCGCUGUCGAACGAGAUCAGUACGACAAGUGACUUCAGUACGGCCUCGUACUUCUUGCGGUCCAACAGCGGGUUCCGUGAUACCGAGUUAUGUUUGGAUGGCCGUUCGUUGGCUUUGGGCCGCAGCGUGGUGAACCACCACUCGGUGGACUACGAUCGUCUCGCCGAACUGUUUGCAGCCGAGCAUCUUCCGAUGCCCCCUCCGCCAUCUCGUGUGGCCAUGUUUGGCACAUCCGGUGCAUCUUACGACCCGUUCUCAGGCCACCGAGGCAACCAGUCGAAGCUCAUCGUUUUCCACGACGACGCCGACACUGGCGGCACAAGUGGCCGCCACAGUAUGGUGACUCCGGGACAAUAUCUAUCGCGCACGCCCGCCAUGUGUUCAUUUAAUGCGAUGCAGACUCCACCGCAUCCUGAAACGUUCCUGUCUCGGCCAGGACCAACCAAUCCGAGUACGUUUAAACAAGCCAAGUAG
Molecule: messenger RNA, 2796 nt
Organism: Peronospora matthiolae
Lineage: Eukaryota; Oomycota; Peronosporomycetes; Peronosporales; Peronosporaceae
Source: the annotation of a GenBank genome assembly